GCAGAGGCACCUCAACGUGACAUGUUGCACAGUAUCAGAUUCUCACAUGUCGAUAACGUGCUUCACUUUCUAACGUGAAACCAACAUGAGGAGGUUUCAAGGAGCGUGUAGCAGCUGUCCACCAUGUUUGGAAUCUGCAGCAGUGGCAGUGAGUUAUCGCCUGAGUGGUUUGUAGCAACAUUUUAUUUUUAGCUCUUUAACAGCGCUAGCUGACAGGAGCUAUCCGACUGCAGCUAUUUGACAGGAGCUAGCUUCGGUAAAACCACAGGUAGACAUGAGCUCUUCUCCGAAUCCCGGCUCCGCUAAUGUGACAGAGACGGGGCUGUCCAGCAAACCCGUGUCUCUUCUGGGACAUGUCCAACACGUCUUCAGCCAUGUGAGGAUGGAGAACCUGGUGGCAGGACUGAGUGGCGGCGUGGUGUCCACACUGGUGCUUCACCCCCUGGACCUGGUCAAAAUCCGGUUUGCAGUGAGUGACGGUUUACACUUCCGACCUCAGUACAGAAACAUACUGCACUGUCUGAGAAGUGUGUGGCAGCAGGAGGGCCUGAGAGGACUGUACCAAGGAGUGACACCCAAUGUCUGGGGGGCCGGAGCAUCGUGGGGUCUCUAUUUCCUCUUCUACAAUGCAAUCAAGUCGUACACAAAGGAGGGUCGUCAAAGUGAACUGACCGCCACAGAACACCUGGUGUCUGCAGCCGAAGCAGGCAUCUUGACGCUGACCCUAACCAACCCAAUCUGGGUCACCAAGACCCGGCUGGUGCUGCAGUACAAUGCUGACCCAAACAGCAAACAUUACAAAGGGAUGGUGGACGCUCUGGUCAAGAUCUACCGCUAUGAAGGAGUGCAGGGACUAUACAAGGGUUAUGUUCCCGGUCUGUUUGGCACAUCGCAUGGAGCUCUGCAGUUCAUGGCGUAUGAGGAGCUCAAGAGAGACUACAACAAGUACAAGAAAGUACCUUCAGAUGCAAAGCUGAGUGCGAUGGAGUACAUCUCAAUGGCAGCAUUAUCAAAAAUAUUUGCUGUGGCCACAACGUACCCGUAUCAGGUGGUGCGAGCUCGUCUGCAGGACCAGCACAAUACAUACAAUGGAGUUAUUGAUGUCAUAAAACGCACGUGGAGGAACGAAGGCGCCAUUGGAUUCUACAAAGGCAUCGUCCCCAACGUGUUACGAGUCACUCCCGCCUGCUGCAUCACUUUUGUAGUUUAUGAGAAUGUGUCACACUUCCUGCUGGGGAGGAAAUAAAUGUGGCUUUAAAGAAGGACAUUGGACAGCAGCAAAGACUCUUUGUGCCACAUGAAGAAACAGAGCGAAACACAUCAGACUGAACUCUCACAGAACAUGUAAAUGAACCUACAUGAGAAGAAUUCAUUUUGACUGAGACUGAAUAGAAAAAGCCACCACACAGAAUAACAGAAUAAGCAGUGGAUUUUCUUUCUUUCACUGCAAGUUCUGGAUUUCAGUAACAUUAUGAUGGGUUGUCUUAUUCAUCCUGAACUUUGACCAUGGUGGAGGGUUGUGCUGCCAUUUGCCUUAAUGGAUUUAACGCUGUUGUGAUGGAUGAUCACCUCUUUUUUUUAUGGCUUUUAAAUCAUAAUGUAGUUAUGUUUACAUCUUGUGGUAGCUCGUAGAAGAAAGGGACAUAGUCUGAAAUGGUAAAAGCUGACCAUCAACAUCAAAUAGAGAUCUCAGGUUUCUAAUUGCAUGCACGCACAAUAUAAGUUUGUAUUUUAAAUUAUUUCUUUAUGUGAAGAGCAAGAAAAAGAUGUUAUUGCAUGUAAACUCUCCAAUGUCAUUUUUUUGUUGACAUUAUCUUUGUUUUUUUUGC
Messenger RNA from Limanda limanda (common dab), 1829 nucleotides. Its product is annotated as solute carrier family 25 member 32-like. Gene Ontology annotation, cellular component: mitochondrion. Gene Ontology annotation, molecular function: FAD transmembrane transporter activity; folic acid transmembrane transporter activity. Lineage: Eukaryota; Metazoa; Chordata; Actinopteri; Pleuronectiformes; Pleuronectidae. Gene Ontology annotation, biological process: folate import into mitochondrion; nucleotide transport. The transcript has 7 exons. The coding region runs from base 275 to 1246 and encodes 323 amino acids. The record is from RefSeq and is a predicted model, not a curated record.